Molecule: messenger RNA, 1257 nt
Organism: Colletotrichum costaricense
Lineage: Eukaryota; Fungi; Ascomycota; Sordariomycetes; Glomerellales; Glomerellaceae
Product: alcohol dehydrogenase GroES-like domain-containing protein
Exons: 3
Coding region: 1-1257 (418 amino acids)
Molecular function (GO): oxidoreductase activity; zinc ion binding
Source: RefSeq, a predicted model, not a curated record
AUGACUAGUCAUCAAACCUCACGCCCCAAGACCAUGCGCGCCGUGGUCUGGGAAGGCAAACCCUAUGAGAUGGCUGUCAAAGCAGACAUCCCACUCCCGCGUCUCAAGGAGCCCGAAGACGCCAUCGUCCGCAUUACCACAUCUGCUAUUUGCGGCACUGACCUUCACAUCUACCAUGGCAUCAUGUCCAGCGCCGAAGUGCCCUACCCAGUAGGCCACGAGGCUAUGGGAAUUGUCGAGGAAGUAGGGGAUGCCGUCGACAAUCUGCAAGUUGGUGAUCGCGUUGUCGUCUUUGGCCUUCCCGAAGACGGGUCCAUCGACACUGACAAUCAGAUCUUCCCUCAGCUUGGUGGAUUCGGUCUUGGCAAAGACUUCGGCGACCUAGGUGGCCUUCAAGCCGAGUACGUUCGCGUGCCCUUUGCAGACAGCUCCCUCAUCAAGAUCCCCAAGAAGCUCUCCGACAAAGAGUGGCUCUUCCUCAGCGACAUCUUCCCCACCGCAUGGGAAGGGCUGAGCUGGUCAGGCUUCCAGCCAGGCGACUCCGUGGCCAUCUUUGGUGGCGGUCCCGUGGGCCUGCUCUGCGCCUAUAGCGCCAUUAUUCGUGGUGCUAGCCUAGUCUACGUCGUAGACCACAUUCCACAGCGCCUAGCCAAAGCCGCCAGCAUCGGUGCCAUUCCCAUCAACUUUACCAAGGGUGGUGCCUCGGCCUCGGAGCAGAUCUUGGCUCUUCGUCCCGGUGGUGUCAAUCGCAGCGUCGACUGCUGCGGGCAGGAGUGCGUCAAUGCCGAGCUGAAGCCGCAGCAAGAUUACAUCCUGCGUGAAGCCAUCGCCGUCACCUCUGUUGGCGGCGGGAUCGGGAUACCUGGCGUCUACUGGGCCCAGGAGAAGAGCGUGGGCGCGCCCAAUGCAGAUAAGAUGAAGAAGAACCUCAGUCUACCGAUGAGUGACUUUUGGAUCAAGGCGCUGACGAUGAAGAGCGGUAUUGUUCAGGGGCAGCCGACGUUUGCUGCGCUAGUGAAGCUGGUCGAGAGCGGACAGGCUAGACCUGGUUUCAUUGCUACGGCAGAGUACGACCUCGAUGACGCUCCCAAGGCGUAUAAGAGGUUUGAUAAGAAGCUCGAAGUCAAAGUUUUGUUCCGCGGCGCUGGCAAGGAGGGGAGGGACGACUAUGAAUGGGACGAGGAUGUGGAGCUGAAGAAUCAAGGGGGCACUGAAAUGCGGUCAUCUGGAAGAGCCAAGAGAGCAAGAUUGCACUAG